Boeremia exigua is the source of this 801-nucleotide messenger RNA. RefSeq lists its product as uncharacterized. NCBI's taxonomy places the organism in Eukaryota, Fungi, Ascomycota, Dothideomycetes, Pleosporales, Didymellaceae. The transcript has 2 exons. The coding region runs from base 230 to 718 and encodes 162 amino acids. The record is from RefSeq and is a predicted model, not a curated record.
UUCCAGCUUCCUCAAGCGGUACGCUUUCUGCGCGCCAGCCCACCAAUCAUGCUAUUGUCGGUUGCCAUUUCAUUUCAAAGAAGCGGUGGCUCUACACGUUCCCACUUGUGGUUGUCAUGCAACUGGCGCAAAAAUGGUCUACACAUGAAACAAUAAUCGGGGUUGCCGCAGGUCUGGCAAUUGAAGCGGGGGCCAUAUAUAUCCUGUGAGCUGUUAGAUUGGUGGAGACAUGCAGCGCCUUGUCAAUAAGGGUGAUCGAUUCAUCAAUGGUUACGAUCAAGCGUAUCACCUAUGUCUUCCGCUGAUGAAUCUCCGACCUAAUCCUCAAGGCCAGCAGCCUAAGCGUGACCCCAUCACCUAUCAGUGCCAGCACGGGAUCCCUGUUGACUGGUCCGAUUCGAAGGCACUUGCUGUCGCGAACAAAGGCAUCCAGAAUGCAGUUAGGGACAGUUUGAAAAGAGAGGAUCCUUGGUCGGAAGCGGAAAGAGAAGAGUUGGGAGGCGUCUUUCUCAAACAGCCUAUGAUCUCCCUGUUGGACGCGGCUCAACUCUUCAACGACCGCGCCCAUCCCUUGAAGGAAAACGUUGAUAGGAAGCGAUUCUAUCCGAUUGAACGAUUUACUGAGAGCAUCCAGCACGAAUAUCGUAUCUACAAGACCACUUGUGACGAAGGACGAGCACCAAGAAUGGUGGCCACGGACGCCAAUCCAGCUUCCUAGAAAGACGUCCCACUCGAAGGCCUGUUUGUACAAUGGAUGAAAGAACAGAGUGCUUUUAUAAAGACUAAGGGGAUCAAGAAGAC